Aspergillus glaucus CBS 516.65 is the source of this 1101-nucleotide messenger RNA. RefSeq lists its product as uncharacterized. NCBI's taxonomy places the organism in Eukaryota, Fungi, Ascomycota, Eurotiomycetes, Eurotiales, Aspergillaceae. The record is from RefSeq and is a predicted model, not a curated record. Bases 1 to 1101 code for a protein of 366 amino acids. The transcript has 6 exons.
AUGGCUUCUCAUUCUGUCGAAUAUCUCAGUCAGACCAAAGGCCCAAAGAUCAUUGGUGUCUUCUGGGCGAUGACCGGUCUUACUUUGGUGAUGGUCAUUUCGAGACUGUACAUUCGAGCCGGUGUGUUGAGAAACAUGGGAUCGGAUGACUGGUUGAUUGCAGCGUCGAUGGUUAUGAGCCUAGCAUACACCUCCGUGACAACAGCAAACGUAGCAUUCGGAUACGGCCAACACGCAGAUACCCUAUCCCCCGAACGUCUCGUCAAAGUAUCCCUCGUCAACUAUAUCGACUUCACACUAGGUAUCGUCUCCUUCUCGCUCCCCAAACUCGCAGUCGCAGCUUUAUUAAACCGCAUCGUGAAUCCAAAUUGGUGGCAAAAAGCGGCGCUGUGGAUAUUGACGGGUUUGGUAGCGCUGACAUCGGGCGUUUGCAUUAUCGUGCUGUUCACGAUGUGUGAUCCACCACAGGCGUUGUGGGAUACUUCGUUGGUUAUGCAGGGUGCGACCUGUCGGGAUGUUUGGGUUUUGAUUGAUUAUGCUAUUUUUACGGGUGCAUUCUCUGCGUUCACAGAUCUGUAUCUUGCGAUUUAUCCGAGUGUUGUGCUCUUGCGGCUUAAUAUGUCCGCGCGGAAGAAGAUCGCCUUGUGUUUGGCUUUGGGACUCGGUUCAGUAGCGUGUGCUAUGGCUAUUGUCAAGUGCUUGCAAUUGCCUGGUCUUUCCAACAAAACGGAUCCGACGUAUGCCACCGCAGAGCUCGUCAUUUGGACAUGUAUCGAAUCCAACGUCGUCAUCAUGGCCUCCUGCAUCCCCACCCUACACCCUCUACUCGAAAUAAUCCUCGGAAGACGAUCCCUACGCUCCUGGAGCGCAAGCAGGGACAACUGCAAAAACAGCGGCAACAGCAUGCCCGGUGCAUCCUACAACCGAAGUAAACGGUCCAAUUCCCAGAAACCAGAUCUCACGAUCACCAACGUGGAAAGCCAGGAAAGCAUCCUCCGCCCGGAAGAACUUGUACUAAGCCAGAUUCGCCGGACGGACAACGUCACGGUGCAAUACGAAUCACGGUCGGGGACCGCUGACGAGGGACGGACGUCUUGGUGA